CCCAAUAUAUCACGAAGAAAGCCAGUCAGCAAAACGCAACAUGUAUCGCAAGAGCGUCGCGUAACACCGAAGCACUUUCUUCAAUGAGCCGUCCGUAUGGACCUCACGUCCUGAGUUACGCAUCGCUCGAUAUAAAACGCGCUGGUGCCCGGGACUACCCACACUCGACCUCGAGGACUCUGCUCACUACCCCACACAAGCAGACAUGGACACCAAGAUUGUAGUAUUCAUCUGUAUGGUCGGCGCAGCCUGCGCUAGCGUGGUGCCAGUGGCCCCGGUAGCGCGGUUAGACCCCUACCCCCAGUACGCCUACGGGUACGACGUGCAGGACGCGCUCACAGGCGACUACAAAGGCCACCAGGAACAAAGGAACGGGGACCUAGUCACCGGCUCGUAUACCGUCGUCGACCCCGAUGGCACCCGCAGGAUCGUCGACUACGCAGCUGAUCCCCUCAACGGCUUCAACGCGGUCGUCCGCCGCGAGCCGCUCGUCGUCGCCGCCCCCGCCAGGGUGGUAGCGCCCGCCCCUGUUGUCGCACCCGCCCCAGUAGUGGCACCCGCCCCCCUCGCCCCCGCACCCCUGAUCGCCCCAGGCCCCUUCCUCCCCCGUGCACACUUCCACGCGCCCGCCCCAGCACAAUUUUUCGCCCCCAGGCUACCUAGUCCUUACUACUUCUAG
Messenger RNA from Ostrinia furnacalis (Asian corn borer), 679 nucleotides. It is a transcript of the gene CPR69, whose product is annotated as cuticular protein RR-2 motif 69. The record is from RefSeq and is a predicted model, not a curated record. Lineage: Eukaryota; Metazoa; Arthropoda; Insecta; Lepidoptera; Crambidae. Gene Ontology annotation, cellular component: extracellular matrix. The transcript has 2 exons. Bases 206 to 679 code for a protein of 157 amino acids.